AUGAGGAGCAGGAGAUCUAUGUCUGUCCACAUUGCAGUAGAGAAUUCACAUACCGCCGCAGCCGAACCAAGCACAUGGCCUUCUGCCCCAGGAAACCUGCUUCCAAAGAGACCAAGAAAAGAAAAGAUGGCAGUAUCUCUUAAACCAAGUAAAAUAAUGGGCACCUUUGCAGAGGAGUUCUUCACUUGAAAGAGAUACUGCAAGGAUCUGAUCAUAAACAGAAAAGCAGAGCCCAUAUUUCUAGUCCAGCAAAGAGGACAGCAAAGGCAAGUGCCCAACCACAGCAAGAUGCUGACUGCACUGUCUCUUGUUCGCCCUUUCAACUCCACACAACAUCAAGGCAGUAGGAUGCAGAAUGGUGUCAAAUAAAUCCCUUUUCACAUUACAAUAGUGAAAUCUCACCAACAGCAACCACACAAUAAGGAGGAUGAGCACCCCUCUAGUCAGUGUCGAGAAAGGGUGAGUGGACCAGUGACCCACAGUCUGCAGCAGAAU
Molecule: messenger RNA, 495 nt
Organism: Coregonus sp. 'balchen'
Lineage: Eukaryota; Metazoa; Chordata; Actinopteri; Salmoniformes; Salmonidae
Source: the annotation of a GenBank genome assembly